AACAAUAUAAAACUCUAAAUCAAAAUCAAUGGUUGGUUUGUUUGUUUGUUUGUUUGUAUAAAUUUUGAUUGCAGUUCCCAACUUGAGAUCUGUUGUUUCGUUUCAUAAUCGUAAUCGUAAUGGCCACCUGCUCUGCUCCUUUGUCUCUCUCCUUCUCUGGCGGAUCUCAUCUUCAUCCCAAUCUCAAGGCUGCUGCCCCCAUUAACUCCGUUUCACUCGGCAAAUCACUUCAAACCAAAUCCAAUCGAUUCAGAACCAACCGCAAUUUCACUGUUCGUUCAGAGUACCGCGAUGAUGGUAAUAGAGGCGGCGGCGGCGGUGGUGAUUUUGUCGCUGGCUUUCUUCUGGGAGGCGCUGUGUUUGGCACCUUGGCUUACGUAUUCGCUCCACAGAUUCGAAGAUCUCUUCUUAAUGAAGAUGAAUAUGGGUUUCGAAAGGCCAGGAAACCAAUUUAUUACGAUGAAGGCUUAGAAAGAACCAGACAGACUUUAAAUGAAAAGAUCAGUCAGCUCAACUCGGCCAUCGACAAUGUGUCUUCGCGUCUCAGAGGUGGAAAUAAUUCUCCCCCCCAAGUGCCUGUUGAAACUGAUCCCGAAGUCGAGGCUACCAUAUGAGACAGGUUUUCGUCUGCUUUGUGGGGUCAAGAAACAAUGAUUGGGCAGCAGAAUCUGAAUGGUUGAAGAUCACAUGUAUGGAUGUGUGGUUCAGUGGUCCUGCCUUAAUUUUGCUUGAACUUGGUCUCAUUGUCAAGUAUAGUUGAACCUACCAUGAUAAGCUUUUGACUUUUGGAUUUCAAAUUCCAUUAGAUUAUAGUUCUUGUGGCCUCAGGUCUGUCUCACAGUGGUGCAUUUGGUGAUUGAGUUUAUUUUAUUUUGUGUUCAUUCUUACUUUUUCCCAAGCAUUUGUACUUGACUUCUAUGCCAUUAACAUGUGCAUAUAUAGACCAUUUCGACCAAA
Molecule: messenger RNA, 957 nt
Organism: Humulus lupulus (European hop)
Lineage: Eukaryota; Viridiplantae; Streptophyta; Magnoliopsida; Rosales; Cannabaceae
Exons: 5
Coding region: 120-614 (164 amino acids)
Cellular component (GO): chloroplast inner membrane; chloroplast thylakoid membrane
Source: RefSeq, a predicted model, not a curated record